Messenger RNA from Pleuronectes platessa (European plaice), 1552 nucleotides. RefSeq names its product duboraya (gene dub). Bases 256 to 1041 code for a protein of 261 amino acids. The record is from RefSeq and is a predicted model, not a curated record. Lineage: Eukaryota; Metazoa; Chordata; Actinopteri; Pleuronectiformes; Pleuronectidae. The transcript has 7 exons.
CUCUCUUCCUCUCUCCCUCUCUCUCUCUUUCUCUCUCCCUCUCUCUCUCUCUUUCUCUCUCCCUCUCUCUCUCUUUCUCUCUCUCUCUCUUUCUCUCUCUCUCUCUCUCUCUCUCUCUCUCUAUCUCUCUCUCUCUGUAGUGACUCUGGUUCUAUAUUUAACCUACAGGCCUGCUCGCUCGCUCCCUCUCGUUCUCUCUCUCUCUCUCUCUCACACACACUUGACAUAAACGAGGCCACAGAGUUGACGAGCAGGAUGGAGGAGGAGGCUGCCUCCCAGCGCUCGGUGGCUGAACUCGCAGGACGGUUCAGAGACCCAGCUCCUCCACAUGGUGGCGCUGUGAAUGAUCCAGAGAAGCCGGUGAGACGUCGACCUCCUCGUUCACUACAGCUGCCGAAAACACACGGAGACGACCAGGAGCCUUCAGGUGUCACCUCACCUCUUUCUGCCAAAACCAAGAGGAACUCUGCCCUGAUCGAGAAGCUUCAGGCCUCGCUCGCUCUCUCUCCCUCGGCCCAGCUGACGUCACCGAAGAGCCCCGCCUUCCGGAUGCUGCCCCCCGCCUUCCCCCUCCCAUCCCCCGGCUCCGCCCCAGUAACCACACUGACCACCUCCUCCACAGCGCCUCCCACUAGGGCUUCACCAGGAACUGAGGAGGAGGGCCCCGUCUCCUUUGAGGCCCCUCCCACGGUGGAGGAGGGGUCCAUCCUGUCCAGUAUCAACAAGGGCCGAGCUCGUCUCUCCCUCCGGCGACGCCCUCCUUCCCGCCGCCACAGGGGGUCCAGCAGCGGGGACGAGGUCGGAGUCACUGAUGACGUAGCAGACAAAGCAGCAGCAGGAGGAGAAGACGUUUUUAAGACAGACGAUAAAACUGAUGCUUCAACGUGUCCUGAGAAAAAACCAUCAGACAAAGACGAUGAAUCAAAGACCAGAGAAGAAGACAAGGAGGAGGAGAAGGAGCGAGUGAAUGGACGGAUGGGAGAAGACGAGCAAGACACACCUUCAUCAGGACGAGAAGAGGAAGAAGCUGAGAAGAUGUGACUGAAGGAGCGGUAGAAAAAGAAGAAGAAGAACAGAACGAGUGCUUUGUCAAUAGGUGGCGCUGAAGAGCACAUGACUGUGUCCUCGAGACUUUCUUCAGGAGCUCGUGAACCUUGUUUCUUUCUCCUUCAGCUCCAUGAAGAUGUUGGGCUGAUCGGGUGGUGAUGGAAAAGGCCUGAACACUGGAGACCAACGUGUUUCUUUAUCUGUGACGUGAAGACGACCUGAGGGAACUUGUACAUUAACAGAGAACUCACACAUUUGAAUCUGAUGUUUUCUCUCUGGAUCGAUGACGACGAGGAGAACGAGGCUGAAUUCUUCCUUCGUACAAAAGUUUAACUUUUAACAAAUUAUCUUGUUUUUUGCUCAGAGGGAAAACCUGAAGUUUUAUUUUUUUAACUCAUUUUUAACACGACUGAAAGUAAACAUUUUAUUCAUUUUAAAACUGCAGACGUCAAGUUGUGACUUAAAGUCUGAACGUGAAAUUAAAAUACAUAUUUUUGCUAAAUUA